Molecule: messenger RNA, 864 nt
Organism: Bursaphelenchus xylophilus (pine wood nematode)
Lineage: Eukaryota; Metazoa; Nematoda; Chromadorea; Rhabditida; Aphelenchoididae
Source: the annotation of a GenBank genome assembly
AUGAAAACGUCACUUUUUGUUAUCUUGCUGAUAAUAGGAAUUGGCCAUGUGCAAGGGAAGUUUCAUCAGGUCCGGCCAGAACUUCGAGGUGAGUUAGCGUCAUGCCUUGCGGCGGUUGCAAAUCUAUGCGAUGUCAAGACCUUGUACAACAAGUUUAGACCUCUUGCCAAAGAAUAUGCUGAAGUUCAUGGAUAGUUUCACCCCCGAAGAUGAAAAACUUUUUGAGGAAACUGAUGAUUCAGGUGGACUUUCCGAGUACCUGAAGAGGGUCGGUGCCAAAAACCCCAAGCUGGCUCAGCGUGGAAGCGUUAUUGUAAAGGAUAUUGUGACGAGAAUGGCUGCCUUGGAUCAGACCACAUCUGAUUUUGUUAAAACAGUGAGUGAUUUUGACAUUGUUUAGGUAAGGGAAGGCAUUAGAGUGAACAUCUUACAAACAGAUUUGAGUAUCAUAGCAAAACAGUUUUAUAGGGGAGUGCUUAGAGCGCAACGGAUAUAUAGAACGAUGAAAUUUGACAAACAUUUUGGUCAUUACAUUUUUUUAGGUAUGCGAAACUCUUCGCUCAUGACAAUAUAAUUUGAUGACGUUUGGAUAUCUUGUCUAGUUGCUCUAUUACAUUUUUUAAGGUUAUGGGAGCGCUAGACCGUAAGCUUGGAAAGCUCAAUGACCAAGAAGUUAUCGAGACGGCCAAGGUUCUACUUGCCGGAUUCGACAAGCUCACCCUUGGGCGGAGGAGCGGUCUGAAGGCGAUGUUUCCAAGUAUUCACGACACCUUAUUAUGUGAGUUAAUGUCUGAAGAAAACAGCAAUAUAUCUCUUAUUUUUUCAGCUGACAAAUUCAAGGAGUUAGCUAAAGGCAAACUGUGA